AUGUCCUUCUCAAAUAGCAGCGGAGGAACACUUACUGUUCCAAGCCCAACCCACGUCCACCAUGUCGAUGUGCUUGCAUCUUCAGUGAGGGGCCUACGUCGGUCACUCUCCCGAUCACCCUCCAAGUUCAGUCUGGCACGCACAAAUUCCCAGAGCUCCGACAGCUCUCACAGCGGAUCACACACUCCUAUCCAGCAACAAUCGCCUUGCCGACGAUACACCCCAACACCGACACCACCUAGUAGCAGUGGCAGCAACAGCGGCUUCCAGGAACAACUCCCUCUCAGUUUUACUCCGGCGGGCCUUCCUCCCUCAAUGACCUCUACCACCCCUCUCAGCUCACCUCCAAACCUUGCUACGCCCUUCCGCCCAAGUGUUCGCCUAUCUCUACGCUCUGCCAAAUCAUCCAAGGUGACGGGCAGCCCAUCGAGGCCAAUCACUCGAUUACGGACUUCGCCAAAAUCUCCCCUCAAGCGCGCGCUCAACGCUGCCGCGGACUCUGGAAACUCAACGCCUUCCUGCCCCUCCUCUGCUUCAAGCUCCGAUAGUCCUGGCCAGGAAAACAACCAAGCCAGCGAUCAAGUUAGCCCACUUUCACGAUCAAGCCUUCAUAAAUCAUCGCGCCACAGUCUCCAUCUCGACGUAUCCGGCCACGGUCAACAAUCAAAUAUCUUUAGGACGGUUGAGGGCCACGGGGACUCGCAGGCAAUACCGGGAUCAGGCGCCCUCAAACGUAGUGACGCAAUCAUGAAUCUCGAUCAGGCGUCGCUGGGCAGCCCUGUCGCAAAACGACGUAGUUUGCACGGAAUCUCUGGUUUUAACCAGAACACGGCUGAUUUCAACAUUUUCGACAACACCGCGAGCAGUAACAGCAAUUCUAGCACACCUGGCAAGACAAAUUUCGAUAUUCACGAUGAAGCCAACCGUGAGUACGAGCUUUUUGGAUCGAGCGCUGCUCCCCACCGGGAGCCGCUCCCUUCGCCAACCCCGCCUCCCCAGGCCCCCCGUAGAACUGGGUCUUUGCGGAAGUCUACGCUCCAACAAAGGCAGCAUGACAGGAGUUCUUGGGGACGUCGAUCUGGUGCAACUCAUCUGGCCCAGAUGAGCGGAGACUUCUCGACUCCCAAUGUCAAGAACCGGCCACGCUUGUCGAUGGAUCAGUUCCUUCCCCCACAAGUGCCUCGCGACAGCCCCUUUACGUCCAACUCGCCUUUGCCCAACCCAUCUGCUCACCCUGUUGAGCGCCAAUCUCAUCAACCCCAUCCGUUAUCUAAGACGCUCGUGACAUCGACAUCGGGCAACAGUCUGGAGGAGCAGAACAACAGCAUGCCUCCCCCCUACGUAUUCGAGAGACCUCGAGCCCCCAUCAACUUUGCCAAGUCGAUGCCUUACGGCUCCUCCCGGCCUUCAUUCAUGCAGGAGGAGAAUGAGAACGUCACGCCCUUCAAGGCAGCCAAGCCUUGGGCCGGAGCCUUCAUGUCGACCGGUCUCGUCUCCAAGGUUAACCGCAACCCCGAGGAGUAUGACAACAAGCUUACCAUGCCUGACACUCCUUGCAAGAAGCCCACAAAUGGCUUUGCUACUUUUCCACCGCCGCCUGGCAGCGUGAUGAAAAAGGGCAAUCGCUACUCCUUUGGUGGAAUGCCAUCCACCCCUUUUAACGCCUCGGGAGCACCCUCCCGUAGUACCUUUGGCAACCCAGGAAAAGGUCUGGGUAUCUUCCAGCGAAUCGGUUCCCGUCAUUCCCGGAGAGGCAGUGUUUUGAGCUUGGACGACGAUAAGAAAUUCUCCCUCGACACAAACUUCAAUGUCGGUUUGGGGACCGAGCCUGAUGCCCCUCCGACACCUACAAAACAAGGCCUCACCCCUAGCUUGAGCAACUUGAGCGAGCAGAGCAUCGAAAGUCCUAGCGCUAAGAAAUCCCUUCCGCCCAUGUCCGCUGUUCGGCCGAUGAUAUCUAGAGAAUCAACUGGUAAGUGUACCUCUCAGGAACAGUCUAACGAUAGGACUGCCAGUGCUCCGCAGUCAGGCUCUUUGCUUGACUCCACUGGUCCUCUGAACUGCGGACUGUCUCCUACUUUGCGUCUUUCUUUGCCGUCGUUUGCUCAUUCGAGAUCCGGGCGGGGGCUCAACGCCCCCUCACCUUUGCGGACUCGUCUCUGCUCCUUGACGGUCGACCCUCAAAAUGAGUUCCUGGCUAAGAUUACCUCUCAUGAUACAGCUAGCCCGGUUGAACAACGCUCCCCACGAACUCCGUCAACUCACAUGGUCAUUCCCGACGCCAGCUGCCUCUCGAUCUCAAACCCUACCGAGCCGAAAAACGUGGCCACCCCUGUCACACCCUCUGGACGUGAUUCUAUUCAGAGUACCACGACCCAGCUCAUGACCCCGGUAAACGUACGUAGCGGCGCUGAUGUCGAUGACUCACUCUACUCCCGCUUCGACAAGGUCGAGAUGAUUGGAAAGGGUGAAUUCUCCUCCGUUUACCGUGUGGUUAAGUCUGGCUACUCUCGCGCGUCGUUUCUCUCCGUCUUUAGUGGAACGCCAACGAAGAACUCCCGUGAGAGCCCUGAGCCUGAUAGGGUUUACGCGGUCAAGAAGGCUCGUCGUCCAUUCACAGGACCCAAAGAUCGCCUGGCCAAAUUAAGGGAGGUCCAUGCGCUCCAGGCCUUGACACACGCAGACCACGUGGUCCACUACGUCGACAGCUGGGAGCAGAAUCAGUACCUCUACAUCCAAACUGAAUACUGUGACGAGGGCACUCUGGAUAAGUUUCUGAGCAAUGUUGGCCGUAAGGGCAGGUUGGAUGAUUUCCGUAUUUGGAAGGUCAUCCACGACAUCGGCUUGGGCCUUCAAAGCAUUCACGAAGCUGGUUUCAUUCACCUCGACUUGAAGCCUGCGAACAUUCUCAUCACCUUUGAGGGGACCCUCAAGAUUGGUGAUUUCGGCUUAGCCACCGAGUGGCCCGCCGCAAAAGGCGUCGAUGCGGAAGGCGAUAGAGAGUACAUUGGCCCCGAGAUUCUCCGUGGCGACUUCAACAAGCCCGCAGACAUUUUCUCCCUCGGUCUGAUCACGAUUGAGAUGGCAGCCAAUGUCGUGCUUCCCGACAAUGGCCCAACCUGGGUCGCUCUGCGUUCUGGUGACUUAUCUGAAGUCCCUAGCUUGACCUUCAGCGCAACCACUACAACAAGUGCUCAGCGUGAUGCCGCAGGCGUUCCGACUAUGCCGUCUUUGGAUGACCCUCUUCUUGCUCAAACCAGUGCUCCCAGCAUUGGGCUCUCCGUGGGAGUUGCUCCAACCAGGGUCAACGUGGUGAUGGACGAUCAAGCUAGCCCCUUUAUCACCCGCAAGCGCACCGAGUUGAGGUCGCCUCCUGACUUCAUGAGCGAUCCUUUCCAUCCUAGCUCCCUCGACCAAAUCGUUAGGUGGAUGAUCCGACCUGAACCGAGUGAGCGUCCUACUAUUCAACAACUGCUCUCGACCCCUGCGAUGACCUGGGUUGCUGAGCGCCGCAGGUCAGCUGCGACAGUCUUCGAAGGCGUAUGGGGACCUAGCGAGUCGACCGCACUCCCCACCUUGAUCGACGAGGCCUUGGUUGACGAAGAUACUGAAAUGAUGGACGUCUAA
Messenger RNA from Colletotrichum truncatum, 3627 nucleotides. Its product is annotated as protein kinase. Gene Ontology annotation, molecular function: ATP binding; protein tyrosine kinase activity. Gene Ontology annotation, cellular component: cytoplasm; nucleus. Gene Ontology annotation, biological process: protein phosphorylation; negative regulation of G2/MI transition of meiotic cell cycle. NCBI's taxonomy places the organism in Eukaryota, Fungi, Ascomycota, Sordariomycetes, Glomerellales, Glomerellaceae. The record is from RefSeq and is a predicted model, not a curated record.